UUGACUAUGUGAUGACAGGAAAAUCAAAACAUCGCUCAAGGGAAUUCACACCUGUAAGAAAUGAAAUGGCUGAUUGAUUGGGCGCGUCUUUCCAAAGGACUUUGUGGUGGCUGCAAGCUGGCGGUGAACGUUAACUUCACGGAGGCAACAUGAUACACCAUCACUGGGAGAACUGUCCCCAGCAUCAAGACUUCACCAUGCGCACCAUCCAGACUAUAGAAAACCACAUCCCUGUGCUGAGGGAGAGCAUUGUCAGGACUCCUUUCACAGGGAGAACUGUGUGCCUGUUCAAUACGAGUACAAACAGACACAAUCACCAUCAGACUCCCCGUCACAGCCACAAUCCCCGUCACAGCCCCUAUAAUGGCCACAAUCCCCGUCAGACUCCCUGUCACAGCCCCUAUAAUGGCCACACUCCCGGCCGCACUCCCCUUCACAGCCCCUGCCGCAGCCAGAGUCCCUGCCGCAGCCAGACUCCCUGCCGCAGCCCCUAUACCAGACACACUCUCCGCUAUAGUCCUUAUAACACCCGUUCUCCCCGCCAGACUCUCUGUCACAGCGACCACCUCUCCCGAGAGCCCAGCCAGUACCCAACUCCCCAGCCGUGGUUUUCUCUACCCCUGGCGAGGAGGCAGCCGGCGGAGACCUCUUCUACUGUUGUUUCUGAAGGCUGUUUCUCUUCCUCCUGCCCUGCUAGGCUCAGCACAUUAUGCAGAGCAGCAGAUGGAGAGGAGGAGAGUGAGACGGGAGAGCGAGAGCAGGUGCACGCGCAUGGAAUGAGGCUGCAGGGAGGAGGGGGAGAAGGGAAGCAGCGAGAAAUCGAGCAGGGAGGGGAGGGAGAAGAGAAGGGAGAUAUCGCACUGGCGCAGGGAGGAGGAGAGCGAGAGCAGGCGUACGUAGUCUUCGCAUCAUCAUCAUCAGCGCUCCUCUCAUCAUCGUCACGGGAAAGCAGCAUCACCGUCUCGCAGCAGCUACGCAGACGUAGACGGAGGAGCAGCAGAGAAAAUGGCAGCUGUUUUCGAAGACAUGGCCUGAGUCUCGGCGCCAGACUGAAGUGGAGGCUGAGAUUCAGCAUCAUGGGGAACCAGGAGGGGAAGCAGAAGAAAGGGAAAGAGGGGGACGGAUACGGACAGGACGCAGCAGCACACACCACCGGGGAGCCCCGUCACGCUGACGGCACAAACAAAGGAUUUCACCACGGCAAGAAAUCCACCGGAAAACAUGGCAGAGGAGGAGGAGGAGGAGGAGGAGAGAAGAAGAAGGAGUCUAAAUCCUCUGUGUUCUCUAUCAGGAAGAGGAAGAAUCUAAAGGGGAAGGGAUCGACAGGGGGAUCCAGGGAGGAUGUGUUGUCGUCUCAGAACGAGCUGGACUCCGCUCACUCUGCUCACACCAAAACACCAGAUCUCUCUCUGUCAGCUGACGAGCUGGGCCAAUCUGACACCGAGGGACCAGCAGAGUCUGGUGAUGGGCUUGGUGCAAGGAGUCAUGGUUGUAUCGCGGGGGAGAGCCGGCAGCCCGCGGGGGAGAGCCGGCAGCCCGCGGGGGAGAGCCGGCAGCCCGCGGGGGAGAGCCGGCAGCCCGCGGGGGAGAGCCGGCAGCCCGCGGGGGCGACCGCGGACACUGUUCCAGACCAGCAGGGGGAGGUUGAACAGAGAAAGAGGAGCAGCUCUGGUUCAGACCCGGACAUCUAUAGCUUUCACUCAGCUGCAGAACAAGAGGACCUGCUAGCUGACAUCCAGCAGGCUAUUAGACUACAGCAGGGGGUGAUUAUCUCCACCGCUGAGCUGAGUGAAGAGCUGGGUUGGGGAGGAGGGUGGAGGAAACAGAGGUCUGACGAGGUUAUAACUACCCCCAGUCCCACUGAACAAACCCCUCCACCGGAGCCUCUCUCUGCCCCAGAGGCAGCACCCGUCACUGGCCGGGAGAAUGGCCUGCUUUCUAAACUGUCUCUGGAUGGGGAGGAGGAGGAGAGGGGAGCUACCACCGCUACAGAGGAACUCAACUGGGAGCUGAGAGGGGCUGAAACAGAACCAGCCCUUUGUGCCUCUUUCUCUGGGACAAAGGAGCAGGAGGAGGAGCAGGCGGAGGAGGCAUUGAGCUGCCAGGAGGUUAACGGUAACACUCAGCCCCUCUCUCAGCCCCCCACUGCCCAGACGAACGGGCAUGUUACCAAGACAACCAGCGCUACCAGUUUCCCAGACCUCACAGCCUCCUUUGAGAGCGCUAUAGAGUCUCCUCUCAGAGAGGAGGAGAAGGAGGUGUUGGAGGAGGUGGAGGAAGGGGAGGAGGAGGAGGAGAAUGACCUGGACAUGCCUCCCCUGUCAGCCGAGAGCCUUAGUCACAGUGAUGCGACCACGAGCCACGAGGACAUAGACCUGAGCUCUGGCAAUGCCUCCGAGGAAGAGGGGAGGGUGGGGGACUGGGUGGGGGCAGGGGUGGGGGCUGCAGUCAGCGUUGAGUCCCUGGAGUGUCUUAGCAGGGGGGAUCUGAGGUGCUCUGAGCCUGCCGACGACCCUCUGAUCACCCAGAGAAGGAAGAGCAGCGUGUCCUUCUCCCCUUGGCCCUCUCAGGAGAGCCCUAGCCUGGCCAUGCGUCUCCUCAAGUCCACCCUGACCUCCACCCUUCCAUCCUACAACCACUCUUCCUCAGGCACCAGCCCCACAGUCAAACCCUACCCUCCCAUUUACCCGUCUUACAUCAAGACCACCACCAGGCAACUCUCUGGCUCCCCAGGCACCUCGCCCUCACGGAGCCCCUUGUUCCGCCAGCGCUGCCACGACCUGGGACACCGCACUGAGAAGUGGAGGGUUAGACGACAGCGCUCCCACAGCAUCGCCGGUCCCCUCAGCUGGUCCGCGGACUGGACCGAGGAGCUGGACAGGGAGCGCCCCAUCAAGGCAGGAUCAGCAGACUACCUGGAGGGGUACGGAGGGUCGGAGGACAGGCUGAGGGGGGGCAGUCAGCCCCUGUUUGCCACACGGAGAUCCUCCGCCGGACACGUGUCUACCUGUAGCUUCCACGACAUCUUCACCGGUCGUACUCUCCUAGAGAAGUUGUUCCUACAACAGGAAGAUGCCCAGCCAGAGGAAGCUGAGAAGCUGUGUUCUCGGAUUCUGGCCAUGGGUCUGUUACUGCCCUUCACUGACUGCUUCAGAGACACAAUAGGAGGGUCCAACCCACAACUCGCUGCGCCAUGCAAGUUCCACAUUAAAGCAGACAAGGACAUGGCGUAUAUGUCAGAGUCAGGCGUAGAGACCGAUGGGGGCUCCUCCUCCUCCUCCUCCCUGGCUCUAGCUAAUGAUGAUGUGGGGGCCUCUGAGUGUGUGGUGCUGUCUCGGGUUCCUGAGCUAGUCCGAGAGCUACUCACCAUCAACGGCCAGGGAAGAGGGGAGGAGAGGGAGAGGAGGCUGGACCUAGCAUGGCUCAAACUCAAACAGACCGUCCGCAGGAAAUGCAACCUAUUUGAGCACCUGCAGCAAGACCAGCUGUACACGUGGGCAGCGGUCAGCCAGCCCCCCCACUCCAGGGAACACUUUGAGGGCCGGGCCCCCCUCCCUGGGCACCUGAAGACCCUGUGGCCCCCACCCAGACCUGUGGGAGAAGAUAGACCAGGCCUCAUGUACACCGAGGAGGAGGGCGAUGAAGAACACCAGGCAGCCAUCUUGGGGCUGAAGAGACAUCAGAGGGAAGAAGUCGGCCAACUUCAGGAGGAGUCAGUGCUGAAAACAGUGAAGCUGAAAGAGGAGCACGUCAAUGUGAUCCAGCAGUUAGAACAGACCAUUGAGGACCUGCGGACUAAGAUAGCUGAGCUGGAGGAACAGCACCCCCUGCUGGACAUAGAUAUUAUUAGCAUUAAGGAGCCGGAGGCUGGUGUGGAGGGGGAUCUGUACCGGGAGGUCUGUCAUGUAGACCUACAGACUGAGGAGAGGAUGGUGAAGGAGGUCUGUCAUGUAGACCUACAGACUGAAGAGAGGAUAGUGAAGGAGGUCUGUCAUGUAGAUCUACAGACUGAAGAGAGGAUGGUGAAGGAGGUCUGUCAUGUAGACCUACAGACUGAGGAGAGGAUGGUGAAGGAGGUCUGCCAUGUAGACCAACAGACUGACUGUCUCCUGAGUUGUCUGGAGGCCAAGUCUGUCCAGACGUCACCUAUGGAGGAAAGCUAUAAGUUUAAAGUGCCUUUACCGGACCAGAUGCCACCCUUGUUUGUGAACAAGGCUGGAGGAGAGUCCUCUUCGUCUUCCUCCUGUCCCCUGAAACUCCCCCCAGAACUGGCCCUGUCCCUACCCAUACCCUUCUCCCCCAAGGUCGCACCAGCAUUUGUCUGUACGUGCCAACAGCAGCCGAGUGGCAUUAAACCCCCACCCCCACCUCCUUUACCUGGUCACUCCAUGGCUCCUCCUCCACCACCACCUCUACCAGGGGGUGCAAUGCCUCCACCACCUCCUCCACCUCUACCAGGGGUGCAAUGCCUCCACCACCUCCUCCACCUCCUCUACCAGGGGGUGCAAUGCCUCCACCACCUCCUCCACCUCCUCUACCAGGGGGUGCAAUGCCUCCACCACCUCCUCCACCUCCUCUACCAGGGGGUGCAAUGCCUCCACCACCUCCUCCACCUCCUCUACCAGGGGGAUGGGCCCUCCCCACCCCCUCCACCAUUACCUGGGAUGGGAGGACCUCCUCCUCCUCCUCCUCCUCCUCCUGGCUGUGGCCCUCCUCCACCAUGUGCCCUAGGCUCCCUGGUCCCUCCGUUGCCCAUGGGACUGUAUGCUCUAGGCAUGGCCCAGGAGAAACCCCCCCGGAAAGGAGUGGUGGAGCCCCCCAGACCCAUGAAACCUCUCUACUGGACCAGGAUACAGCUCAACUCAGCUCAACACAAAAAAGAGGUGAGCACGUCGCUGGUCUGGGACAAGAUACAGGAGCCUGAUGUGAACUUUGAGGAGUUCGUAGAGCUGUUCUCCAAGACUGCUGUGAAGGAGAAGAAGAAACCCCUGUCAGAUACCAUCACCAAGUCUAAAGCCAAACAGGUGGUCAAAUUGCUGAACAACAAGCGUUCUCAGGCGGUGGGGAUUCUGAUGUCCAGUCUGCAUCUGGACAUGAAGGACAUCCAGCAUG
Messenger RNA from Oncorhynchus gorbuscha (pink salmon), 5112 nucleotides. RefSeq names its product formin-2-like. The annotation marks the transcript as partial. The transcript has 11 exons. Gene Ontology annotation, biological process: intracellular transport. The record is from RefSeq and is a predicted model, not a curated record. Lineage: Eukaryota; Metazoa; Chordata; Actinopteri; Salmoniformes; Salmonidae. Gene Ontology annotation, cellular component: endoplasmic reticulum membrane; nucleus; cytoplasm.